AAAGAAGAAGACGACGCCUACUCUAUUUGUUUCGCUUUUCUUUCUCUUCUCGCGAUUUUCUUAAUAUUUUUCUCAAUGCCGAUUUGCAGGCGGGCACGGAGAGAAAUCCCCCAUUUCGUGGCCGCGCCGCCUCCCAAUUCCUGAGCGCGUUUUGUAGAAUUUUUUAGUUCUCUUCGAGUAAACGAACGAGUAAAAAUUUGGGUUGAGUGGUAACGCCGCCACCGCCGCAAUGUUUUACGCCGCACGCGUUCAAGAGAGGGGGGUGUCUGUAGUCGCAUGAUUCAUAUGUAGACGAUGCUGUGUUGACCUGUGCCUCAGGUGGUGGCGACUUCUCUGCUUUACCGACAACAACGAUCAAAUGGACUGGUAUCGGAUCUAGAAGCGACACUUCUUCCAUCAUGAGGCCGAUCAUAGACCUCGACGAAUGUAUCCGGGACUCUCCGAAAUUUCGGGAGGCACUAGAAGAAAAUGAAGAGAGCAUCGAUCAACUAGAAAUUAAGCUUGAGAAAUUGGUAAAGCUGUGCACCAACAUGGUUGAAACGGGCAAAAGCCAUGUCACAGCGAAGAGCGCUUUCAUCAACGGCAUCUGGGAUUUGGUCGGUUAUUUCAAGGACGAUGCAUCCAUUGUGAAUUCUCUAAAUAGGUUUAUACAGAUUCUCACAGACGUGUUGAAAUAUCAGUCGAUACUCCUCGAACAUGCGCAGAAGUCUAUUGUAAAGAAUCUGAGCAAUUUCAUCAAGAUGGACAUCCGCCAGAGCAAGGAGACGCGGCGGCACUUUGAGAAGAUCAGUGACGACCUGGACAACGCGCUGUUCCGCAACUCACAGGUGCAACGCACCAAGGCUUCGGAAUGUGAGGACGCCCACAACGUGCUGAUUGCCACUCGGUCCUGCUUUCAGCACCUGACACUCGAUUAUGUUCAUCAACUCAGUUGCCUGCAGUCAAAGAAGAGGCAUGAGGUCUUACAAACUCUGUUGUCUCUCAUGGGCGCCUACAGUACUUACUUCCACCAGGGCUCGGACCUGUUUGAGGAUUCAGAGCCGUUUCUAAAGCAGUUGGGAACCACCCUUGACAAGCUCAGCAAAGAGUCUACUGACCUGUCAAAGCAGCUUGAUUCAAGGCACACGCUUGUGACCUCAAAGGAUGUGGUUCCAGUGGUCCACAAGGACCCUUCGGCCAACAAUGGCAUCAGUCUGGAGGGAUACCUGUUCAAGCGCACUUCGAAUGCUUUCAAGACCUGGAACAGGCGGUGGUUCAUCAUCCAGAAUGGCCAGCUAGUGUACCGCAAGCGCUCCAAGGAUGAGCAGCGCACCGUCAUGGAGGAGGACUUGCGGCUGUGCACCGUGAAACCCGCACUGGAUUUUGAGCGACGGUUCUGCUUUGAGGUCCUCUCGCCUUCAAAGACUCACAUGCUACAAGCCGAUUCUCAAGAGUCGUACGACUGCUGGAUCACUGCAUUGCAGUCGGGAAUCUCACACGCUUUAAACCAGCCAGCACGAGAUGAGGAGGAUGAGAAGCAUUCAAUGAGCGAAUGGAAAGCAUCGUCAGAUUCUUCGUUGUCAUCAAUGUCGAGGCAGAGUGCAAACCCAGUACCGAAACCUCCAAGGGCCCACAUCCAACUCACCAGCAUCCCCGGGAACGAACUGUGCUGUGAUUGCCGAUCACCCGGCCCCUGCUGGGCCAGCAUCAACCUGGGAAUCACUCUGUGCAUCGAAUGCUCUGGCAUACACAGGAGCCUGGGCGUGCACGUGUCCAAAGUGCGCUCCCUGACACUCGACACUUGGGAGCCGGAAAUACUCAAGGUGAUGGCUGAGCUGGGCAACACUGUCAUCAACAGCGUCUACGAGGCUCGUGUGGACGAGAAUGUGGCCGUCAGGGCCACACCAGACUGCAGCAGGAGUGUUCGGGAAGCCUGGAUUAAGGCGAAGUAUCUGCAGAAGGCAUUUGUCAAGCCGCUUCUUGGCUCAGUGGCGUGCCUGUCCCCUUCACGUGAUGCGUUAGGCGCAUCGCCAGCAGCAACACCGGUACUGCGGAAAGCCACGCUGCCUCAGCGUUGGAGUGUUCGCAAAAUGCACCGCCGCAGGAGGACAAUUCACACCCAGGACCAGCGUCAUGCGGAUACAGGUGACACUGCUCUUGGAGUCGCCCGGCGCCACAGCAGUGCCGUCACAUUGCCGGCCGACAAGUCUCCCGUCAGCAUCGACGCCCUGUCUGUGAGCUCUGUGGGCUCGGAGACCCGCUUCAGCAUGGCCUCGCAGGAGAGCGGCGUCGUCAUGAAGGAAGGCACCUCUCUGCCCCCUUCAGACAAUGAAGGAAGGGCUGUGGUCGAGGGUUCCUCCAACCAGUUAAUGGACGAUGUGCUCGUCUUUGGGGAGUCACUGGUCCCGGUCAUGCCGCCGCCUUCAGAGCUGGAGCUGGACAGCGCGGAUGAGUCACCGACACAGGACGAAGAAGACACAACCCAGGAAGAAGACAUGUCCAACCUAAGCCCCAGCUUGCUCUUGUACAGGGCAGCAGCUGCCCACAACUUGCCAGUGAUGUGUCUUGCCCUGGCAAAUGGAGCUGACCCAAACUGGUCCAAUCCAGAUGAAGGAGGGCGAUACCCUCUCCACCAGGCCAUACAGAGUGGCUCUAUCAUGGCCUGCGAGUUCCUGCUUCUGAAUGGUGCCAAAUCAAACAAUGCCGACGACAAUGGGCGCACAUCUCUCCACAUCUCUACACUGCUGGGGAACACAGGACAAGUGUGCCUUCUACUGAAGCACGGAGCCGACCAACACUCCGAGGAUAAGGAUGGCGCAACAGCACUCAAGAUAGCUGUCGACAAUGCCAACCCCGAUAUCGUCACCAUGCUCAGGCUCGCCAAGCUCAACGAGGAGAUACGCCGGGAUGAGUUUGGCAACCCAGGUGACGACACCUUCAUCGACGUUGUCCGUGACUUUUCACACAUGGCGUCCAACAAUCCGGAGAAGCUACGUCGCCAGCCAAGCAAGCACAUGGAGUGAGAAAACGCCCCCAUGUUUGUUGUUGUUUUAGUGCAACUUUUUUUUAAUUAUUAUUGUUGUUUACAAAAGAAAAAGGGAAAUACCGAUAUUUACAGUCUGUUAAGUAUUGCAGCCCUCCAUCGAAGCAUUUGUCAAACUGCUCAAAAGAUGCAAAGCCUAGCUGACACGGGUUACUAGUAUGUAUGUAUGUGUAUUUCUUUUCUUUUUUCAAACACUGCGACGCUUGUCAGUAACGGUGAAAACUAUGAGGCCAUGUUCUGCGAGGCAGAACUUGAAAUGCUCUAGCACAUUGCAACUUAAGCUGCUAUAUCGCAAUUUAUUUCGUUAAAUCUUUCAUUCUUAUCACCCACUGUCUGAAACUGGCCAGUAUUGUUUGAACACUGCCCAAGUUGGUAUCAAAGGGUGAAACAGGAAUGAAAUUGUAACGCUAGUGAUUUACUUUAGCCCAGUGUUGCUGCUUUUGUUGGCAGUGUUUUCAUUGUUUUGUGUGUGUGUGUUUUUUAAAUAAGAGUUGCCGUAAUAGCGCCACCUUCGAAGUGGUGCACAGAUGCGCUGGCUACGACGACCGAUUUGCAAAAUAAUCUAUGUAUACAACAGAGCUGUUGGCCCCAGGCUAUGUUCCCAUGUUAUUUCAAACACUGCAGUCAUGUUGAUUGAGCAGUGUACAAGUGCAUGCGUUUGUUGAGCAUGCUACCGUUGAGCACUGACACCGCGUACUUUGGUUAGUUGAGAGGCUGCGGUGCAUGGCACGUUUUCACACUCGGCUAGUGAAUGAUGUGUUAUGUGUAUUUGCUCGCUUGUUCAGCGACAAUAAUGGGCACAAAAUGCUUUACUGCCACCACACACGCAGCCUGUGUAAUGGUUCGUGUUUGAUAACAUUUGCGUUUGUUUUACUUUGUCCGCAGUGUUUUAUUUGUAAAGCCAAACCACGACCUGUUUGAACAGUGGGCGCGGUGUGCACAUGCAAUGUAUUGCGCGCAUCGUUGGGAGUCGUGUUUGCGAGCUUUGUUUCCUUGCCUGUGCUUAUGCAACUGCUUUUAUACAUGAAUGUGUCUCCAGUCUUCUUUAUUUGUCUCAGUGCAUCAGGCCUGGACUGCAUCACCCGACUUUUUAAAUUAUUGUUAUUAUUAACACGAUAGUCGAGAAGAUCACUGUUGCAAGUCUUUCAGAGGCAUGUUCCUAGGGUGUGCAUUUACACCGCACAAGAGAAAAUGUUAUUUAGAAAAUGAACAGACCCGUUUGUUCUAUAACAGUGAUCAAGUAACACUGUAACACUUACAUUGUUUGCACAAGGUGUGUCACCCUUAUAACUACAGUCACUUAAUUGCUCAGCUGAUUAAUGCCACAGGAUUUGAAGGUUUGGUUGGUGUGUGCGCCUGAGGACUCAAUAUUUUGAGAUUGUGGACAGAAGAGAUGUUUUGUAUUCAGCCGAGGCAUUGUGUUUGCGGAGUUCAUUUGAUGUUGAGAGUUUCGGCUUAGAAAUAGGUGUUGGAGGUCUGAAGAGACGUUCUAGUAUUCACGAGAGUCGAUGAAUUGCGUUUGUAGGAAAUGCAGUUUGCGUCGCAAGCUUUAGCUUUAGAAAUAGGUGCCACUGCGAGCACUUUUUUCUUUGUAUAAAAAAAGACUUUGUAUUCAUAUGGUUGCCGAUUGUUUUCUUGCCUGUUUGUAGAUCGUUGUUCCAUGUAGAUAUUUAACGGUUUGUGAUUACUGUGGAAUCAAUCGCGCUCCUAAUUAAUGCUUUAUACAGCCAUCAUCGAGGCAUAGCCGUUUGUACACAUUUGCAUAAAGGCGUAUAGUACUUUGUGAAAGUAAUUGUGAAGAUUGUGCCGUUCUUUAAGAAUGCAUCACCAAUUUCUUUUCUGAUGGAGGUGCCACGUGUAAUGGGAGCUCAUAAGCUCGAUGUCGGAUGUGUCAGUCUUAAAGGAUCCUUCUAACCUCUUUCACUUGCAAUAUUCUUUUCAGAACCAUUUAAACUUUGUUUUGUGACGCAUCAUUUUUACAGGCAAUGUCCCUUAAAAAUGUGCAGUUUGUAUCUCACAUAGUUAUUUAAACCUUACGUUGAUUCAAAACAUAAGUUUUGUUUGGCAUGUGCCAUCACCUGUGGCUUAGACAAGCAGAACAAAUCAAAGAGUCAAAAGGGUCAUCAUUAUAACAUCAUGUUCAAUGUCUGCCGUGGUCACCUCCCAUGACAAUGUCUUGUCAUUUACAGUUCAUUUGGUUUCUUUGUUUCAAGUGAGCGAUUCCCUUAUUAAGGUAACUGCAUGUUGUUCUCUCGUUUAGAAUGUGCUUCCUCAGUUAGAGACAUUCCCAAACAAUUGAUGCAGCAUCGAUAGAGCUGUCACGAACUUGCAUAAUCGGACCGUGGCUUAUGUGAAGAGCUGUAGCAGCAGUCCACCACAAAUCUGUAAAUGAGCGUGCCGGCUGUUUGUCCUUUAGUUUCAUUUUAAGCAAGUCCAGAUGCUGCUACAUUAACUAGAGUAGACUCUCGAUAAUAAUUGAACCAUUCAGUUAGGUUAAAAAAAUUUAUUUUAAAAGAGCGUUUAAUUUAUAGAAGUUCAAAAAAACAUUUCGGCCAAUUCAUAUUCAGUCUUUCUGGCCUUGAAGGACAGAGUAAGGCUGCCGUGGAAAAACACACAAGUCAAUAAAACACGCGCAUGUUUUAUAUUCAAGCUGCCAUGUAUACUGAUAGGCACCAAACAUAACUAAAUCCUGUUGCAAGUAUCUGGGUGUAUGCAGUUACUUGUUAAGCGAUAUUUCAGCUACAGUCUUGUACUAAUUCAAGCGACACUGCACGAGCUCUAGGAGAUUAAAGUCAACGAGAGUCUACUGUACCAGUCUGUCCGAGAGAGAAUUUAGGGAUGUGUGCCGGCAGCCACAGUCUGAGGUGAUUUAGCAUUAAAAAAAAAAAAAAAAAGACUAUCCAGGAUCUCAAGGGCUCCGUGUGACCGAGCACAGCCAAAGAGUUUGUCCCCAGUGGCAAAGACGUCGCUGUGAUAACAUUUUUUUUUUUUUCAAAUGUGGGAACAAAUGUUUCUUUUAAUGUCACAAGUUUAUAUGAAUAGUACAUGGAGACGGCAUAGGAAGCACCAUGUGCGUGAAAAAUGUCAUUAGUGUUACUGUGAAAGUGUUGGGAAAAAGAAUGUGUGAGGGAGCCGAAGUACAAUAAAGGCAUUUUA
Rhipicephalus sanguineus (brown dog tick) is the source of this 6178-nucleotide messenger RNA. It is a transcript of the gene CenB1A, whose product is annotated as arf-GAP with coiled-coil, ANK repeat and PH domain-containing protein 2-like. The record is from RefSeq and is a predicted model, not a curated record. NCBI's taxonomy places the organism in Eukaryota, Metazoa, Arthropoda, Arachnida, Ixodida, Ixodidae. Gene Ontology annotation, cellular component: cytoplasm. Gene Ontology annotation, molecular function: GTPase activator activity; protein binding.